GCAUACUUCAAUUCCUAUUUUGAUUCGUUCGUAGCAAAUUUCGCACGUGCGUUUACUUGGAACGGUGUAACCGACUUUCUAAGGCAUACAACUGAACUGCUAUUUGAUGGUGGAAUCCUGACACAGGUUUUAGAAAUGAUAUAUUUGGCUGGAAAAUCAAAUGUGAAGAAUAAAGACAAUGAAAUCACAGGCACAGUUUCCAGAAAAAGAUAUCAGGGCAGGUACCUAAUCAAUCUGGGUCUCAGUUGCCUGGCCUGAUUCAGCUGAAUGGAAAUGCCCUGCAUCAGAUGCCAAAUUUAGGUGUUUUUCCAAAUAUGGACGCUGAAUUUCUUAGAGCACGAUCUCUUACGCUUGAAAGAAUAUGUAACAAAUUACUGCUUAAGUACCAGCAUCCUGUUACAGAAGCACAUAAAAGGAAGGUUAAGGAUCUUGCAAAACGUCUCGAGGAGGGCCUGUUAAAAGCUGCUAUAUCUAAGGAGGACUACAUGAACUUAGACACACUAGACAGUCGCUUAUCUAAUUUCCUUAGAAUGUCAUCUAUGACUACUAACCACCAACAACAUCCUCAGCUUGUUAGCUCUUCUCCAAUUGCUACAAUGAUACCAACACCUGGCAUGUCACAUAUUACAAAUUCCACCAUGAUCACGACAUCUUCUGUGGAUACGACAAUGAUUGCUGCCAGUGGAUCUAACAGCAUAGCAUCGCCAUCUGUCAAUAGUGUAAACAUGUUACCAGCAGGUGGCAUGCUUGGCAGCACCUUAAAUAGAUCUGAUGGUUUGUCUAAUGGUUACAAGCACUCUGCUACAAGUUUUUCCAUUGGUUCAGGAGGAAAUAUGUCAUCCGUUGGGGUGCAAAGAGUCACUAGUCAGAUGAUUCCAACUCCAGGAUUUAGUGUCAGCAAUAAUCAUUCAUAUACAAAUAUGGAUCCUUCGAGUAACAACUGUUCUUUUUCCGGUGUUGAUUCUACAUUACUAUUGCCAUCACAGUCUCAGCCACAGCGGCACCAGAAGCUGCAAGAUAGUGACCACAACAAUCAUGCAUUGCACAACCUUGGCAGUCAAAUUGAUGGUGGAAGGAGAUCUGAUUUACUGCAAAACACAUUUGCAUAUCCAAAUGGUUCUAUCAAUAGUGGGCUAGGUUUGAUUGGAAACAGCAUACAAAUUGCAAAUGAACUCGGGACUGAAGACUACACUUCAGCAUACUCUAAUUCCCCUAAGAACUUACAGCAGCUAUUUGAUCAAAAUCAACAACCAGUAGUGCAGGGUGACAAAUAUGGAUUGAUUAAUGUUGACACUUUUAAUUCUGGAAGCUUUUAUGCAUCUGCAACAUCCUCUGGCUCUAUGUUGAACACUCAGAGCAUGAAUGCUGUAAAAUUGCCCUCAAUCCCCAUUUCUAGCUCACUCAUAAGUGGUCAUUCGAAUUUGCACAGUAUGAAUCAUACUGCUCAUCACAACUCUCAAGCAAUAAGUUCAUUAAAAAAUUUAAAAUUCCAGUCUUCCCUGACUUCAAGAAAUGACCGUUUAAAUACUCAACAUCAAUAUGAGCAAAGAACCCAACAAUGUCACCAGUCAGAUUGGUAUGCUCCACAGCAAUUUCAGCUGAAUCAGCAAAGUCAGCAACCUCAGCAUUUGGUCAACAAUGAUGCCUUCCCUCAGUCUCAACUCUCUUCCGGUCUAGACAAUAACAUAAAGUCUGAGCCUGGUGUUGAACCACAUAAAGAAAUUUUCACUUCUCAGCUUUCUGAGCAGUUCCAUACACCUGAAAUGCACAACCAUUUCCAACAGAUUCCUUCUAAAGACUGCUCUAAGGUUGCUCAGCAGCAGGUUUCAUUGGAUCAGCACAACUCAUCCUCAUCACCACCUCAAAUUUCUCAACAAAUGUUGCAUCCUUAUCAACUGGUUUCAGAGUCUCAAAAUAAUUUUAACUGCCUUUCAGUUGGGUCACAAUCUAAAUCCAUACUUAAAAAUCAGUGGCCUCGACCACAAGAUGAAAAUGAUGUUCCUAAGGGUAUGUUACAUGAACAACAUCUUCCCAUUGAUUUUCAUCAAAGAAUACCAAGGCAAGAUGAAACCCAAUGCUGUAAUUUACCAUUAGAUGGAUCUAUUAUUGGUCAAGCUGUUGCCUCUAGAAGCUCAGUUGAGCUGCUAGACCCAAUCAAUUCUAAAGAGAAGGAACACAGAAACCAACAAAAGUGGCUUUUAUUUUUGUUUCAUGCUCGAUGCUGUUCUGCCCCAGAAGGGCGAUGCCAAGAACGCCAUUGUUCUAUUAUGCAGAAGUUAUGUAAUCAUGUAGAUAGAUGCAUUAUAUCUCAUUGUCCAUAUCCUCGUUGUGGUCGUACCAGGAAAUUGCUUCAUCAUUACAUAAAAUGCAGGAAUCCACAUUGCCCUGUUUGCAUUUUAGUAAGGAAGUAUAGACAUGCAUUUCAACUUAAGUCCCGAAUUCAGUCAGAUCUUGAACCAUGUUUGCCAGUUGCUUUAAAUGUAUCCAGCGAAACCUUUAAUGCAGCGGGCCUUUCAUCUAGAUUGAUCUCCAAGUCUCAACUAGUGGUUGAAAUUUCAGAAGACCUACCAGCUCCAAAGCGUAUGAAAACUGAGCAAUAUACCCAGUCCACUAAUCCUGAAUAUGAUAGCGCUGCCUCAUCUGCUCUUCCAAACUGUGAAUUACGAGAUUCAAAGGAUACUCAAUGCCAGUCCUACUCAUGUGGGGAUAUGUCUAUAUCAAUUAAAUCUGAGCUUAAUGAAGUUAAAGCAGAAGUUCUGGCACAUUCAAUGCAUGAAAAUCUCAGCGAGACAAGAAUGGAGGAGGAUAAUGCACAUGACAAAAGGCCCACUGCUAAGCCUGUCACAUACAAUGAGCCUGCUAAUAUAGCUAGGCUGGAGAAUAUUAGAACUGAGAAAGAAAGUGGUCAAGAUAAGCAAGAAAAUGUGACCCAGCCAUCUGAACCUGGAGCUGCAACCAAGUCUGGUAAGCCAAAAAUAAAGGGAGUCUCAUUGACAGAGCUGUUUACUCCUGAGCAAGUCAGGGAACAUAUCACUGGCCUCAGGCAAUGGGUUGGCCAAAGCAAAUCAAAGGCAGAGAAGAAUCAAGCAAUGGAGCAUUCGAUGAGUGAGAACUCCUGUCAGUUGUGUGCAGUAGAGAAAUUAACUUUUGAACCACCCCCUAUUUAUUGCACAACAUGUGGUGUUCGGAUUAAACGCAAUAAUAUGUAUUAUACAAUGGGUACUGGUGAUACACGACACUAUUUUUGUAUACCAUGCUACAAUGAGCCUCGUGGAGACACCAUUGUUGUUGAUGGAACUUCUUUUCCUAAGUCAAGGUUAGAAAAGAAGAAAAAUGAUGAGGAAACAGAGGAAUGGUGGGUUCAAUGUGAUAAAUGUGAAGCAUGGCAACAUCAAAUUUGUGCCUUAUUUAAUGGUCGAAGAAAUGAUGGUGGACAAGCUGAAUAUACAUGCCCUAACUGCUAUAUUCAAGAAGUAGAAAGAGGUGAGCGCAAGCCCUUACCCCAAAAUGCUGUUCUUGGAGCCAAGGAUUUACCCAGAACAAUUCUCAGUGACCAAAUAGAGCAACGAUUAUUUAGGAGACUAAAGCUUGAGAGACAAGAGAGGGCCCGACUUCAAGGGAAAAAUUAUGAUGAGGUGCCUGGAGCUGAAUCUCUUGUCAUAAGGGUUGUGUCCUCUGUUGACAAGAAGUUAGAAGUUAAACAGCGGUUUUUGGAGAUUUUUCAGGAAGAAAAUUACCCAACAGAAUUCCCAUAUAAAUCAAAGGUAGUUUUGUUGUUUCAGAAGAUUGAAGGGGUGGAAGUAUGCCUCUUUGGCAUGUAUGUUCAAGAGUUUGGAUCUGAAAGUAAAUUUCCAAAUCAGCGCCGGGUUUAUCUUUCAUAUCUGGACUCUGUUAAGUAUUUUAGGCCCGAGGUUAAAGCAGUGACUGGAGAAGCUCUUCGAACAUUUGUUUAUCAUGAAAUUCUGAUUGGAUACCUUGAGUAUUGCAAGAAACGUGGUUUCACUAGCUGCUACAUUUGGGCUUGUCCGCCACUAAAGGGUGAAGAUUAUAUUUUAUAUUGUCAUCCAGAAAUUCAGAAAACACCAAAAUCUGAUAAGCUUAGGGAAUGGUACCUUGCUAUGUUAAGAAAAGCUGCCAAGGAGAAUAUUGUGGUUGAUCUCACCAACUUGUACGACCAUUUCUUUGUAUCUUCUGGUGAAUGUAGGGCGAAGGUUACAGCUGCAAGGCUCCCAUAUUUUGAUGGUGACUAUUGGCCUGGGGCGGCCGAGGAUUUGAUUCAUCAGCUUCGCCAAGAGGAAGAUGGAAGAAAACAAAAUAAGAAAGGAACAACUAAGAAGACUAUAACAAAAAGGGCUUUAAAAGCAUCUGGUCAGUCAGAUCUUUCUGGAAAUGCCACAAAGGAUCUUCUCCUGAUGCACAAACUUGGCGAAACCAUUUCCCCAAUGAAGGAAGAUUUUAUCAUGGUUCAUUUGCAGCAUGCAUGCAGUCAUUGUUGUAUUCUGAUGGUGUCAGGCAACCGUUGGGUUUGCAGGCAAUGCAAGAAUUUUCAGAUUUGUGACAAGUGUUAUGAAGCAGAACUAAAGCGUGAAGAAAGAGAGCGGCAUCCUAUCAACCAGAGGGAGAAACACAUCCUUUAUCCUGUGGAAAUUAUUGAUGUACCUGUCGAUACAAAGGACAAAGAUGAGAUUCUUGAGAGUGAGUUCUUUGACACUAGGCAGGCAUUUCUGAGUCUCUGUCAGGGAAAUCAUUAUCAGUAUGAUACUCUAAGGCGGGCCAAGCAUUCCUCUAUGAUGGUUCUCUAUCAUCUUCAUAAUCCAACUGCUCCUGCAUUUGUUACUACAUGUAAUAUUUGCCGUCUUGACAUAGAAACAGGCCAAGGUUGGCGUUGUGAAGUCUGCCCUGAAUAUGAUGUGUGCAAUGCUUGCUAUCAAAAGGAUGGUGGCACUGAUCAUCCUCAUAAAUUGACAAAUCAUCCAUCAAUGGCAGAUCGUGAUGCUCAGAACAAGGAAGCUAGGCAACAACGAGUAUUACAGUUACGAAGAAUGCUUGAUCUUCUUGUGCAUGCAUCUCAAUGUCGUUCUGCCCAUUGCCAAUAUCCAAAUUGUCGGAAGGUGAAGGGGCUUUUCCGUCAUGGGAUGCAUUGCAAAACACGUGCCUCUGGAGGUUGCGUUCUAUGUAAGAAAAUGUGGUAUUUGCUUCAACUCCAUGCUCGUGCCUGCAAAGAAUCUGAAUGCCAUGUACCACGUUGCAGAGAUUUAAAAGAACACUUGAGGAGGUUGCAGCAACAGUCUGAUUCACGGCGAAGAGCAGCUGUAAUGGAGAUGAUGAGGCAGAGAGCUGCAGAAGUUGCAAACAGUUCUGGAUGAGUAUUUUUUAUUUUUGGGCAUGUACAUGUGUUGGAAAAUGCUCUUGGCAAAUAUUAACUGCUGGAAACCGUAUUCUGACCAGCUGUGCGAAGAUGGUUUGUAUGACUAGAAGAUAUAGCCUCUCGAGAUUUGCUUGUCUAUAUGCAUGACCUGAUUGAUCCCAUAAGGAUCAUUCAGCUCUGCUCACUAGUAAUGCCUUUCUCUAAGCGGGUCCAGCUGGGUAUAACUGUGGCGGUGCCUUUGUAUGCGAGUCGAUUUGAUGAUUCUUUGAUAUUGCCAGUUUCUCCUGUCAUCUCUAACGAUCAUUCUGUGGCAAAUGUCCUAUAUUCUUAAUUCCUCAAAGUAUCUUACUUUUUUUUUGGCGGGCGGGGGGAUUGAAGUCGCAUUUUGUCCUCUUCGCAAAGAUUGACACUUCCUGUAGUAGUUUUAAUUUAAAGAUGAAAGAAUCAAACAGUAGUUACAGAAAUUCGUAGUAUAUGUUCUCCUCUGAGAUUUAGAGUUUGGAAAUGGGUUGCAUGGCAAGUAAUUUUAUCAA
Molecule: messenger RNA, 5901 nt
Organism: Vigna radiata var. radiata (mung bean)
Lineage: Eukaryota; Viridiplantae; Streptophyta; Magnoliopsida; Fabales; Fabaceae
Product: histone acetyltransferase HAC1
Exons: 17
Coding region: 288-5366 (1692 amino acids)
Biological process (GO): positive regulation of transcription by RNA polymerase II
Cellular component (GO): transcription regulator complex; histone acetyltransferase complex
Molecular function (GO): transcription coactivator activity; zinc ion binding; histone acetyltransferase activity
Source: RefSeq, a predicted model, not a curated record